CAUCGCUAGGGCUUAUGGCGUUUUGGCAAUGUACAAAAAUUCCUCGUGCAGUAAUCUCUCAAAUCACGACAUUUGUCGUCACAUCUGAAUUUCAAAAUGAUGAAAUCGUGAAAAAAAAAGAGUUCAGAAAAUAUUUCUUCAAUUAUUUUUCACUAAUAUUUGUGAAAAUAGUUAAACAGCGGUUAUAAACAUUGUUGUGCUGAGACAGCAUAUUGGAUUCAAAAGUUAAUGAAAUCUCGUUAAACAGAACCGUAUUCAAAGGACUGAACCGAAGUCGAUAUAAUCAUCUUAUUUCAAUUAAUAAUGACGACGGAAUUUAACCUUUUUUGCGAAAUCUAAAGUCCAACUUCCCCCUUCGUUUGCCUGUAAAGUUUCACAUUGUUACAACCAGUUGACGACUAGGCUUCUGUCCGCCAUUGUUGGCCCAGUGGCUCGCCUCGGACGAUGUGAAUAUGUCGAGGCAGAAACGGAGAGGAAAACAUGCCAGCCCAUUUUAUGACGACGAAUAUGAUGCCAGAUCAUAUGCCCAUUUAGUUCCUACUCAGCAAGGCAAUUACAAGAAGAAAAAGAAGAAGUCACGGCACAAGCAGUCAAGAGAAAGGGAAGAGAAGAAAAGUGCACCUGUCCCAAAGCCAUCACUCGUAGCCUCGAGUUACGAUGAUAUUAGUUCGGAUUCUGAAGUUGAGUUAUCGAAACGAGCAGCAAGAUCUCCCGGUAGAGUUGGUCCUAGUCGAGUGUCCGAUAGAGAACGGUCCCGUGGGGGCCGUGCGGAAUCCCCAGCCACAGCAAUACGUGCAUACCUCAACGACAGGAGUCAGAGUAACUCUCCAGUUAUGAGGGAGGAAAGUCCUCCUUAUACGAGCUCUUCAGCUCGAAAAACAAAUAAAAGACCUAGGAACUAUUCCCCAGAAAAGGUGCGUGAAUCAUCGAGAAGCUACCGCGAGCCGAGUGUGAAGCACCAGGAGCACCCUAAAGCUUAUUCUGGGGACAUGCCCAAGGCAUUUAGUGGAGGGGGGGCAUAUAGUGGUGGUCGCGGUGGGGACUACAGCCCCAAGAACACAAGCAAGCGGUAUCGGUCACGAAGUCCCAGCCCAUACAGCAAUGCAAGAUAUGAUCGUCGGGAGAGAAGCCCCCCAAGGGAGUACAGUAAGAAACAACAUAGUCAUGAAAGUAAAGUUGGAGGACUUUCUAGAAAACACAAGUCGUCGAGACGGUCUCAGGAUCGGGGUCUCAGCCCACCAUCUCGGUAUUCCACCAAGAAACACAACAGUCGUUCUAAGGCAUACAGCAGUCAUUCCUACAGGAGGGACUCCGUCAGUCCCUCCCCUAGUCCAUCACGAAGUGGCUCUUCUUAUUCCAACAACAGAAACAAUCCACAAAUUGAAUAUGCCUCAAGCUUAGCCGCUGAGUUGAGUAAGCAUAAGCGAGCACGUGAAAAUAGACGGUCGCGUAAUGACAGGCCGAUGCCAUCAGAUGUGAAAGUGAAUCGUAGUGAGAGUCCAAUAGUCAUUCCGUCAUCUCCUCCGGAACAGAUGCCUAAAUCUAGACAUUCAAUAACGCCACCUCCAAAGAAGCCAGAACGAGCUUUAGGACAGAUAGAGGAAAACAUUGUGAUAAAAGUAGAGAAUAUUAAACGAGGUAGUGAGCAUAUUGAAGAGCGGCGUGUUGUGGAAGAGAGGAGGAGUGAUAGGCUGGAGAUGAGGUUAGAUGAGAGGAGUGUACGGAUGCCAAACCCGGAGGAGAACCGCCGCGCGUACCACCCAGGAUCACUUACAAGGCUCCCCAUGCCUCAGCUGUCUCCAGAAGACAGCGAGAGUGAGCGUGAGCGCAGUCGUAGUAGGAGUCCUUUCAGUGAGAGGAGGCUGACACCACCUCCCCCGCGUCCACGGGGCAUAUCAGAUCUCCCGAUGCCACCCGGUAUGGAUGAAAACUUCCAAGAUGAUGAUGCAGACAUGGACAUCGAGCAGGAGGAUGAUUCAAAACCUGAUGAUGCACCCGCGAAAUUUAAAAGGCCGAGGCUGUGUCUACAGCGGCGGACAGAUGACAGAAUCAAGGGAGAUUGGGGAGAGAGGAGCGUGGACCUCUUCAAGAUACUAGAGAUCAUUGGGGAGGGGACCUAUGGCCAAGUGUAUAAAGCCAAGGACAGAUUCACAGAUGACUUUGUGGCAUUGAAGAAAGUGCGUCUAGAGAAUGAGAAGGAAGGGUUUCCUAUCACAGCUGUCCGAGAAAUCAAGAUUCUGAGACAGCUGCAGCAUCCGAACAUUGUCAACUUAAAGGAGAUAGUGACAGACAAGCAAGAUGUUCUUGACUUCAAGAAAGAUAAAGGUGCCUUCUAUCUGGUGUUUGAAUAUAUGGACCAUGAUCUCAUGGGCCUGCUGGAGUCAGGCUUCGUCACCUUCAAAGAAGAAAAUAUAGCAUCAUUUAUGAAGCAACUUUUGUAUGGUUUAGAUUAUUGUCAUAGAAAGAAUUUUCUUCACAGAGAUAUAAAGUGUUCGAACAUUUUGCUGAAUAACAGAGGCCAGAUCAAGUUGGGAGAUCUGGGUCUGGCUCGCUACUACCAUGCCGACGACCGUGAUCGCCUCUACACAAACAAGGUGAUCACGUUGUGGUACCGCCCGCCGGAGUUGCUCCUAGGAGAGGAAAGAUAUGGUCCACCCGUUGAUGUUUGGAGUUUGGGGUGUAUCCUGGGUGAACUGUUCACACGUAAGCCGAUCUUCGCGGCAGUGCAGGAGUUUGCCCAGCUUGAGCUGAUCAGCAAGACAUGUGGCUCCCCAUGUCCCGCCAACUGGCCGGAUGUCAUCAAGUUGCCGCUCUUCCAUACAUUCAAGCCAAAGAGACAGUACCGGCGAAGGCUCAGGGAGGAGUUUUCCUUCAUCCCAAAGGCAGCUCUGGACCUGAUGGACCAUAUGUUGGAGCUGGACCCAUCGCGGCGCUGUACCGCGGAGCAGGGACUACAGUGUCCCUGGCUCAGAGACAUCAAUCCUGCUGCCAUACCCCCUCCAGACUUGCCAAGAGACCAGGAUUGCCACGAACUGUGGUGCAAGACAAGAAAGAAACAGUUACGAGAACAGCAGCGCAAGGAACAGGAACAAGGCGGACCCGUCUCCAAGAACAGCACACCCCAGCAACCACCGCGGCAGGAGAGAGGAGGAAGAGACACAAGUAGUUCCCAGAGAUCAGCAGAUUCAGGGCGAGGGGACCGACGCACAUCUGUCAGUGAUAGCAAGUCUACAAGUUUGUUUGGCAACAAUAGCUCAACCAAAGACCAACACAGUAUUCCCGGAUUGGAUGCGGCUGGUAAGGACAAAAACUCUGGCGCCGGGGACGCUCUGCCUGCCAUGGAGCGGCAGAGCUCUCUGGAGGCUAACAAAGUGAAUGCAGCCAAUCUGGCGCAACUGAUUCAGCUUGCACAAGGAGAAAUCAGUGUAUCACAGAUAGCAAAAAGCUUGAACAUUACUGUGGAUCAACAGACAUCUCAGCUGUUGGAUAAUCUGAAGCAACAGCUUCUCAUGGCCGCACCACCUCAGAGUAAACAGGGUUUGGGUGGUUCGAAUCCGAACUCCCAGGGGUAUGGUUCACAACCUGUUGACAUGUAUGACCAGGCAGGUGCAGGGCCUGGGGCUGCUUAUGGAAGUGGGUACAAUUCCGGUGGGGGCUCCUCUACAUUCGUGUCCCAGACCUCCGUCGAGGAGAAAACCUCUUCCGAUAAGAAUGCAGGGGUAAAGGCAGCACUAGCUCAACUUCUUGCCGAACAGGGAAUAGGGGUGGUGGCUGGGUCGAAGGUGAUGGGGGGUAGUGAUUCUGACAGUAGUGGUGGGGCAGGGGGUUACAGGUCGGUCAAGAGCUCAUUUGGGGCUUCGGAGUCCGGGCAUGGGUACAGCAGCCAGGGCUAUGGCUAUAAUGUUCCCAAGUCGACAGCGCCAGGAAUGACAACAGACACUCAUAAGACUGAUGCCCAGGGCAGGAGCACGAUGGCGGCCGUCACAAGCACGACCAUGUCUACAGGUGGGCCCCCCAUUCACAAACAGUACAGCUACGGGUCGGAUGAUUCAAAGGGAAGUGCAACAAGUGAAAGUUAUGGCUACGGAUCACAAGGCCCUCCUCCCACUCAGCAGGGGAUGGAUGGUACCGGGAGUUCGAUCAAGGCGAAAGUUCAAGGUUACUUUGACCAGUACAAGGCACCGCCCCCAGGAAUCCCCCCGCCAGGUAGUGGCAUGCCCCUUCCUCCUCCAGGCUUCAGUCGAAGUGGGUACUCCGUCCCCCCUCCCGGACAGAGCGUCCGUCACUCUAACCAAGGUGCUGGAAACAUGCAAUCAGGGCCUGCACCGAUGAUGCAAAACUACCCAGGGCCCCAGGGACAGUAUAAUCCUGGUCAGAGCGGCUGGAGAUAGUACAGACGACCCCGCCACAACUGUUAUUCCAUGGCAAGGCAACUGGAGUUGAUUGUCAAUGUUUUGGGGGUCAUCUUUUGUUAGAUGAAUAUUGAGUAUUAUGAUUCUUAACUUAAGAAUAAGUCAGGGAAUGGUUGCUUGAGAUGAGUUAAUUUUUGAGGAUAUAUGUUCAGUCUGAUGACAGUACCAUGAUUUGUACAUAUGAGAUUUUUACUGUUUACAUGGUUUAGGUAUAUGUUGAUACUCUGCUCAUAGCCAGCGUCCCAACAGUCUCUGGCUGUCUUUGAUGAAAAGGCUGCAAGGCCAUUACUGUCACUGCAUCUCAAAUCAUUUUGUGCAAAUAAUUCAGAAUUAGGUUUGUCCUCAUUCUGAUGUCACUGAUCUGUACACAUCAGGAAGAAUAACACACCUGCAGUUUAUACAACUAUGAACGAAUCCCAUUGACUGCAGACACUUUUUUUGUGAACAAUUAGUCCUGCGACAUAGGACCGUGUUUACUGUGUCAUUGAUGAUGGUCUUUUUCAUGCUGUCGGUCGAUGACAUGCGUUCAGCUGUCAAGCAUAUUCAACAGUUGAUCUACACGUUUAUGUGAAGGAAAAUAUUUCUCAAAGUUCUUCAUACAAGAGACACAAUCUGUAAAAUGACCAUUAUAUUUUGCUGGUUGUUUGGCUCGGUCUGACAUGUCUUAGGUUUGCAGACCUAGUACAGACAUUCGUGCCAAGAAUUAAUCAAUGAACAGUUCACCAUGCUUUGAUCACGAAAUGAAAAGUGUUUUACAGAGGUUGAAUGUACAUUUGUUGGACAUGUACAUGAGUUGUCCUGCAUUGCUUCAAGUGCUGCAGUCUCUUCUCCUGUACCAUGGUUCCAGAUCAGUAAAAAAGCGACAACCUUGAGUAAGUUUUUCCAGAUAUUUGGCUUAGUUUCAUAAGCCACUAGUCUGAAAUGAGUUGUAAACUUGUUGGGCUCAACACUCGGUGUUGAUCCUGUAUCAAACCUGUUCUCUAUCGAAAGAAUGUAUGUGAUAUGACUUGGGUAUCAUUUGCUACCCUUCAAUUUUCUCUGAUCAUUAAUGUCGGUGGUGAAAUUGCACUGACAUAUAAACAAUUAUGUAUCUUUUAUGUAGUGUUACAGCUUUGUUUCUUACUUUGCUCCGAGUUAUGUUGAAGCACUAAGAUACACUCCCAUGGAGGCAAUAGUCACUUCGGUCCUCUUCCAUCAUAGAAUUUACUUAGUGUUUGAAAUUAAGCAUGAAAGUAAUGGGUCCUUAUAUGACGCUUAUUAUAAUAAUUGAUUACUGGGGUCACUAGAACCAAUACUACAGUACUACACAUCAAGGAACCCAGAGCCCCUCUUAAUUUUCUGACAGUGCAAAGAAGUUGUAAUUCAGACAACCUGUUGAGAUUGAAAUGGAUCAAAUUUGACAGAAGCGUGAUUCAUCUAUAAUGAAGAGAUUGUUUCAAUUCAAAAAUGAUUAUUUCAUGGGAAGUUUCUUGUAUGUUUAUGAUGAGCUGAAUCUUAUUGGUACGUCUGCUACAUAAUCAAAGAAUAAUGAGUUCCUGAUAACAAGUUUUUUAGAUUCAGCUCUGUUUGAAUGGUGCGCUCUUCAUUUUCAUGGGCUUUUCUUGUGCAUUGUACAUUCAAACCUCCAGUUUCAAAUAUUUAGACAAAAAAUAAUCAAAUUAAGAGUAUAAUUGAAUUAUUUGGACAAGCCUUGAAAGUUCAUCUAAGCAAUAGAUCAUGUUGGUAAACACUUGAUGUGAUAUGGAAAUGGUUAGUUUUAUGUCUUUUAUAAAUUGUGUUGGCUGCUUUGAGUAUUCAUUUCAGUAAGACUCGCUCUGUUCGCUGUCAGUUUGCCAUGCUUUGGUGAACGAUGUCACGUGAUUGGUGUCUGUCAAUUAUUACUCGGUGACAUUGUACUAUUAAGCAAUUGAAUAAAAACAUACUUGUCA
This is a messenger RNA of Haliotis rufescens (red abalone), 6340 nucleotides long. Its product is annotated as cyclin-dependent kinase 12-like. The record is from RefSeq and is a predicted model, not a curated record. Gene Ontology annotation, biological process: transcription elongation by RNA polymerase II; protein phosphorylation; positive regulation of transcription elongation by RNA polymerase II. Lineage: Eukaryota; Metazoa; Mollusca; Gastropoda; Lepetellida; Haliotidae. The transcript is spliced from 12 exons. Gene Ontology annotation, cellular component: nucleus; cyclin/CDK positive transcription elongation factor complex. Bases 453 to 4391 code for a protein of 1312 amino acids. Gene Ontology annotation, molecular function: RNA polymerase II CTD heptapeptide repeat kinase activity; cyclin-dependent protein serine/threonine kinase activity; ATP binding.